Molecule: messenger RNA, 4473 nt
Organism: Scatophagus argus
Lineage: Eukaryota; Metazoa; Chordata; Actinopteri; Scatophagidae
Gene: arhgap45b
Product: Rho GTPase activating protein 45b
Exons: 24
Coding region: 120-3980 (1286 amino acids)
Biological process (GO): activation of GTPase activity; signal transduction
Cellular component (GO): membrane
Molecular function (GO): GTPase activator activity
Source: RefSeq, a predicted model, not a curated record
UCCUCCUCCUCCACCACCUCCACCACCCCUCUCCACUUGAGGAAACUGAACGCAGAGCGGAUGCCGGGUGCGUUUGCGGUGAGCUGUCUGUCUCUCUGUCAGUGAGCCUGCGCGGCUCGAUGUGCGACAGCGGCAGGAGGAAGACAGACAGACAGUUACAGUGGCUGAAGGUCGGCCUGGAUGGCACCGAGCUCCCACUGAACGCGAGCGGCAGAGCACACAAGUGGCGAGCCGGGGGGUGGGUGGGGGGGCUGUACGUUAAACUCAAAGAAGUCGGGAUGGACGGGAAAGGGACUCUGAAGAUGUUCACCAGGAAGAAGCGGGAGUUGAUCAAGACGCCAUCCAUCUCGAAGAAGAGCCGAGCAGGAAGCCCUGGGCCGCAGAGCAGCGCUCAGUCUCUGUCCAUCCUCCAGGAGCAGCCUCGGAAAGAUGCGGGCGACAUCACCCUCUCGUCUUCACCCUCAUCCUCCUCCUCUUCAACUCUCACCCCGACCUCUGCCGGCCAGCAGGACCCCUCCCUGUCCUGCCCGGGCACCCCGAGCCCACAGCACAGCAAGCUGGCGGUGAUGCAAGGGCUUGGCUGCCCGUCUCCUGUGGCCACCCUGAAGAGACCGACUGCCCUGAGCAGACACGCCAGCGCUGCAGGAUUCCCUCUGCAGUCGUGGGUGUUCACUAAAGGCCAGGGGAAAGGGGCUUUGACCCCCACUCCUCCCUCUGAGGGUCCAGAGAGCACAGCCAUUGAGGUUGAGGACAUCCCGGCCCUGCUGAGGGAUGUGGCGCGUUUCGCAGAGGCUGUGGAGAAACUGAAGGAUGUCGUGCUGGCUGAAGGUAAGGAGAGUCAGCGCCCUGUGGCUCACGAGUGUUUAGGGGAGGUCCUGCGGGUGCUGCGUCAGGUCAUCAACACCUACCCUCUGCUCAACACCGUGGAGAUCCUCACAGCAGCCGGCAAGCUCAUAUCCAAGGUCAAAGGUUUCCACUAUGAGGCUUGUAACGAGGCAGAUAAAAUGGACUUUGAGAAAGCAAUCGAAACCAUCGCUGUUGCUUUUAGCGGCAAUGUGUCUGAACUGCUGAUGGGUGAGGUGGACAGCAGCACAUUGCUGUCCUUGCUGCCCACUGAGAAGAGUAGGUCGAUGGAGAACCUGUACACCGCGACAGGCCAGGGAGCAGACGGGGGAGCGUUCAGGAGCGACCUGCAGGACACAGGCAGAGUUGAAGAAGUGGAUGUGAUCCUCCAGCACAGUGAGGGAGGGGUGGAGACCGCUUUGUCCUAUGCCAAAACCAUCUCCAGGUACAUGAAGGACCUGAUGACCUACGUGGAGAAGAGAACUUCACUGGAGACCGAGUUCUCCAAAAAUCUCCAGAAAUUGUACCAGUCCUGCAAACACAGCAUAACGCAUCCCCACAUGCCCCUCUACUCCAUCUAUUCUCUGGCUCUGGAGCAGGACCUGGAGCAGAGCGUGGGGCUGCAGCAGGCCAACUCCACCCUGCACAACCAGACCUUCAUCCAGCCUUUGUCGCAGCGUAGGCAAGAGCAUGAAAAGAGACGAAAGGAGAUCAAGGAACACUGGAUUCGAGCUAAAAGAAAACUGAUGGACUGCGAGACGAACCUGCGGAAGGCCAAGCAAGCCUUCAUGGCCCGCUGCGAGGAGUACGACAAGGCCAAAACAGCAGCCUGCCGAGCUGAGGAAGAAGGAGGAGGAGGAUCUACGGCAAAGUCUGUGGAGAAGAAGAAACGUCUGGAGGAAGAGGCUCGCAGCAAGGCAGACGAGGCGGAGGCCACCUACCGGACAUGUAUAGCAGAUGCAACCACUCAGCAGCUGGAACUGGAGCAUACAAAGGUCACCGUGCUGAGACAGCUGCAGGACAUCAUCAAACAAAGUGACCAGACCCUCCGCUCGGCGACCAUCUCAUACUACCAGCUCAUGCACAUGCAGACGGUAGCCUUGCCAGUUCACUACCAGACUCUGUGUGAGAGCAGUAAGCUGUAUGACCCAGGCCAGCAGUACGCCGCCCACGUGCGAGACCAGCAGCUGCCAGAGCAGCCGAAUGUUGACUACACGUUUGAGAGCUACUGUCCCUCCAGUUCAUCAUCACACCACGGUCACAGACCAAGGAAUGACAGUUUUAACACAGAGCAGACGAGCCACACAGACAGUCCUGCCGUCAGUGUGGACACAGCAGCUGGAGACAAUAGAGACACUGAGACUCAACGCAAGAGGCAGGGCCACAAGUCAUGGGGUUCAACAGUGAGCGAUGACAGUGUUGGAGGAGAGGGAGCCCUGGAGUCUCCUACUGCCAGCACAAGUGACAUCAGUAAAAUUGCUCGUACGUCAUCCACUGGAACAAUGUCGUCCAAUGAGGAUGCAGAUGAGAAAGAUGGGAACGUGACCUCAUUUGAAACUCAAAAUAUCAACGGCAUGGAUCCCGAUGUUGUGGUGUCCGCCAGGCCUUUCCGUAACAUCGGCCUGUCUAAAGCAGCCCAGACACACCGACUGAGGAAGUUACGGACUCCUGCAAAAUGCCGCGAGUGUGACAGCUAUGUUUACUUCCAGGGAGCGGAGUGUGAGGAGUGUUUCCUGGCGUGUCACAAGCGCUGUCUGGAGACUCUGGCCAUCCAGUGUGGUCACAAGAAACUGCAGGGCCGUCUGCAGCUGUUUGGCAGGGAGUUCUCCCAGGUGGCCAGCUGUGCCAGUGACGGCAUCCCCUUUAUCAUCACCAAGUGUAUCUCUGAGAUAGAGAGACGAGCACUCAAAAUGAAGGGCAUCUACAGGGUGAACGGAGUGAAGACUCGCGUGGAGAAGCUGUGUCAGGCCUUUGAGAACGGCAAGGAGCUGGUAGAGCUGUCCCAGUGUUCGCCACAUGACAUCAGCAACGUCCUCAAGCUUUACCUCCGACAGCUGCCAGAGCCCAUCAUGCCGUUCUGCCUGUACAACAGUCUGAUGGGUGUGGCCAAGGAGAGUCUGCAGGGUGAAGCAGAGACACCAGAGAGAGAGGAGGCCGAGUCCAGCCCAGCAGUGGUCAGGGGGCCAGAGCUGGUGGAUCUCGGCCCUAACACCGAACCCGAGGUCCUGAUCAUGGUGGACAAGCUGAAGGAGCUUCUGAAGCAACUACCCAAGGCAAACAUCGCCACACUGCGCUACAUUAUUCGCCACCUCAGGAGGAUUGCAGAGCUAGAGGAAGACAACAAGAUGAGUCCCAGUAACUUGGGUAUUGUCUUUGGUCCAUCCCUGAUGCGUCCCCGUCCGACCGGGGCCACGAUAUCCCUGUCCUCUCUGGUUGAUUACCCCCACCAGGCACGCAUUGUAGAGGCCCUCAUUGUCUUCUAUUUAUCCAUCUUCCAGUCCAGAACCUCUCAGGCUCACACAACCUGCCGCUCAGCUUCCACUUCCACUCAGCAGAGCAAUGCUGCAGAUGACAAGGUAGAGAGCCCGGCUGAUGGAGAUGAGGAUGGAGGCCGAGAGGAGCAGAAUAAGCCAGAGUCUGACAAGAUGGAGGAGCAAUGUGAAAGUUCUUUGGGCUCACUGGGGUCUAGUGAGCAGCUCCCCGACUCCGACUCAGAGCUGGACGAGAGCGGCCAGAGGACCUCUCAGUCCCACAGAAUGGUGAAGCUAGAGCAUCAGGUGAGCAUGGACGACGACCAGCUGAGCAACCGGGACAGUCUGGACUUGUCCAGCCAGACUGCAACCCAUACCGACCAGGAAACUGCAACACACACCGACCAGGAACAUGCGGCAGAUGAGGACCCUGACAACCUGGAGGGUUCAGAGCCCCCUGCGCUGCCAGACGAUGGGCCCCCAGAUGACGAAAUUGUUGCAGAGCAGGAUCUGACUGCCUCUCUCGCCGAACUCAAUGUGAACCAGUCCAACAACAACUACCCCUGCCCCCCCAUAUUAAGCCUGUCACGGCUUCCACUAGCACGUCUGUGUGGAAAGAAAUUGCCCCUGACCAGAAAUAGAGACAGCGAGGCAGAGUUUGUCUGAUAUUAUUAUCAAAGUGAUUGGAUGUUUGUGAAGUCUUUUAGAUUGAGUUAAGUGACAGAAAUCUGGUUUUUAUUACACAUUAAAAUUCAGCAAAAGCUGAAACUGAGAGGGUUAUUGUGUUAUGUACAUCACGAUCAAAUUUUACACGUUUUUAAUCUGUGUAGCUGUAUUAACCUAUUCUCUGCAUGCUUUCUGCAGUUUAAUGCAACCUCUCAUUUCACGAAGGUCUGAAUUCAGAUUAUUGAAGAUGUAUUUUUUGUCGGUUUGUAUUUUAAAAUGUUUUACUUGUUGCUCUUACAAGCUUAAGGAAAAGUGGGUGGCUAGUUAGAUAAUAAUGUGUGCAAUGUGCAAAAUUUCCAAACAAAUUCCUUUUAAAGUGCUGCUGGUUUUGUUUCAGCACUAAAGCUUAAAAAUAAAUUUAGCAGUUUCUUAUAAAUGUCAACAUAUUGCCUUAUAAAUGUUUGGUCUGUUUUAAUAAACAUUUUAUUUUAAA